AUGGACGCCCAGACCUGUCCCAUCCCUUCCGCCGCUCCGGCUGCUUCAACCUCCAGCGACAGCGCCUCGCGCCCCAAGCCCUGCUGCGUGUGCAAGGACGAAAAGGCCAAGCGCGACGAGUGCAUGCUCUUCUCCACGGCCAAGGACCCCCAGGCCGACUGCCAGUCGCUCGUGCAGCAGUACAAGACGUGCAUGCUCGGCUUCGGAUACAAGGUAUAA
Messenger RNA from Cordyceps fumosorosea ARSEF 2679, 219 nucleotides. RefSeq names its product cytochrome c oxidase copper chaperone protein. Gene Ontology annotation, molecular function: copper chaperone activity; copper ion binding. Bases 1 to 219 code for a protein of 72 amino acids. Gene Ontology annotation, cellular component: mitochondrial intermembrane space. Lineage: Eukaryota; Fungi; Ascomycota; Sordariomycetes; Hypocreales; Cordycipitaceae. The record is from RefSeq and is a predicted model, not a curated record. The transcript is spliced from 3 exons.